Molecule: messenger RNA, 625 nt
Organism: Drosophila subobscura
Lineage: Eukaryota; Metazoa; Arthropoda; Insecta; Diptera; Drosophilidae
Gene: Nplp3
Product: neuropeptide-like 3
Exons: 2
Coding region: 115-399 (94 amino acids)
Source: RefSeq, a predicted model, not a curated record
UGGAGCGACCCAUUUAGAGAGCUCGGACUGCAGCUGCUCCGAUUGUUUCGUAUAAAUAGGCCAGUCGAGAGUGCAGUUCUAUGUCAAAUCGUUGCAAGCCAUCGACACAACAAAAUGUUCAAGCUGUGUGUUUUCGUCGCUCUCCUUAGCCUGGCUGCUGCCGCCCCAGCUCCUGCUCCUGCUCCUGUGCCAGCACCAGCACCCGGACCAUCGCCAUCUGGUCUGUUAGCUCCUGCAAUCUGGGGACCCGGAAUCUGGGGACCCACCAUCGUCGGCGGACCCCAUGUGGUGAGCGUUGUGCCCCAGGCCAUCUCCCAUGCGGCCAUCACCCAGGUGCAUCCUUCGCCGCUGCUCCUCAAGAGCGUCCAUGGCAUCCAUGGCCCCGUCUUGAUUGGUUAAACGGAAAACACACAGGUGGCCCACACAUCACCCACACUCCACCAUAGGCUCCUUCCACUCCUCCAAUAGUUCACCCAUUUACGAGUAUCCUGUGCCCUGUUUAUAAAGAAAGCGAAACCAGCAAAAGCAAAGUUUAGAAAAAAUACAAACAAAAAAAUGUCUAGAAACUAAAAUACAUUUCAAGCAAUAAAAUACCUACAAAUACUUGUUAUAUAGCGAGCGAAAA